Messenger RNA from Frankliniella occidentalis (western flower thrips), 1970 nucleotides. RefSeq lists its product as uncharacterized. Gene Ontology annotation, molecular function: acyltransferase activity, transferring groups other than amino-acyl groups. Bases 144 to 1970 code for a protein of 608 amino acids. The record is from RefSeq and is a predicted model, not a curated record. Lineage: Eukaryota; Metazoa; Arthropoda; Insecta; Thysanoptera; Thripidae. The transcript is spliced from 5 exons.
CUCUUUUUGGCGCGUGGUGGCGCCCGCCAUUGUUCUGUUUCCACGGUUGCGAGGGUGGUACGCGACGUCGCCUUUUUCACUGGUGUUAUGAUCAAUCGUCGAGUCCCGCGAACGGUGUCGCUAGUCCCGAAGGACGCCCCGGGAUGGACAUCCUUGAGAGGGACGACCCGCCGCUCGACGCGAAGCUCGCCGAGCCCAUCGUCUGGGGGACGGUGGCCGGGUUUACAGCGCAGGAGCUCAAGCCAGACCUGUUCGACGAGUGCCUCAAGCUGAUAAAGAGGUACCUGAUCCCGGAGGAGGCCAUGUGCGUCGCCCUCGAUUUACGGGCGGACGCGGAAGGGUGCGCCUCGUUCCUGGCCAACGCGAAGGAGUGCAUGAAGGACGGCACGUCCAUCGUGGUUCUCAAGGGGGAGGACUACGACGACGACGAUGAGGGCGGCGAAGGGAAGGAGGACCCACUGGAUGGCGAUGGAGGAGAACAGGGCGUGUCAAAGAACAAGGAGGUCGUUGAAGGAUGUCGGGAGGACGGCCAAGGUGAGCUGCUCAAGAAGGGCUCUGAUGUGGCGAACGUCGCGGAGGAAGCUCUAGCGAGCGCCAACCACACCGCGAACGUGCAAGAAGAACCCAGGCCGAACCUGGAAGAGAAAGAGGGAAACGCGGAGGGGAAUGAAGAGGGGGAAGACAAGGAAAAGAUUAUUGAAGAAGUGAAAAAUGAAAAUGAAUUCAAUAUGGCAGAUGAUGAGAAAGAAAAUGGGGAGAGUUUGAUAGAUAAUGCGGGGACAAGGCAGGAACCAACAAACAAUGAUAAUGAAAUGGAUAACAUUGAAGAAGAAGGGAUAGUGGACGACAAAAUAAAACCAGAUAAGAAGGAGGUAGAAGAGAGCGAAGAGAGGAAUAACGAAGAUGAAGUGAAAGAAGAUGAUGAUUCCGAGGAGGAACGCCGUAAAAAGAAAAGAGAGAGAAGAAAGAGGAGGCAUAAGAAGCGCGAGAGAGAACGGGCGAGGAGGAGGAAGGCGGAGGAAGGCGUCACGGAGGAAAAUGAGGCUGAAGGCGACGACAACAAAGAAGAGGGGCAGAAGGGCGAUGGUGACGACGAGGAGGAGGAGAAGGAGGACGAACGGGAGGAGGACGACGACGAUGGCGACUCCCGCGUGGUGGCCGUCAUGGUGGCCAGGGUGGUGCAGCGCCUCGAGCACAUGAGGUCCUUCAGCAGGAUCAAGGUCGUCCAGGGCGAGGCGUACCAGAAGUGGUUGGCACUGCGCUGCCACCUCCAGAAGACAGCCAAUUUGUUCGAGGAGUUCGACGUCGACACGUACUACCGAUUGUAUCACAUUGUGGUCCACCCGGACCAUCGUAAAAAAGGUGUCGGGUCGUUCCUGGUGCGGCUGGCGGCGCAGCGGCUGGCGGGGCUGUUCGCGGGGCCCGGCGCCACCGUCUGCACCGCCGUGGCGCCCUCCAGGGCCACCCAGCGGCUGCUCGCGCGCCAGGGCUUCCGCCCGCGGGUGCUGCUCAACUACCACGAGUGGAAGGACGAGCAGGGCCAGCAGGUCAUCUCCGGUGCGGGCGUCGGCAACUACAACGUGGCCCUCACCGUGUACGAGGUGGCGCCGCGGGAGGAGGGAGAACCCCCAGACGUGAGCCCGAUGCUCGAGUCCACCGAGGAGACCGAAGAGGAGCCCGGUCCGCCGACGGCGUUCCCCGGGCGCGCCCUGGGGCUGGACAAGCCGCCGGCACCCGAGUGCCCGCCCGCACACGAGGAGCCGCCGUUCGCCGUGGCCGUGUCCGCCUCGCGGCCGCCCAGCGCGCCGCCCCUCGACCUGGCGGACGCGGCCGACCUGGACAGCGGCGCAGAGACCGGGGAGACGGACAGCAGUAGCAGCAGCAGUAGCGGCGGCAGCAGCUGCAGCGUCGUCGAGGGCGCCCGUGGAGGCGGCAGUGGCGGCAGCGGCAGCACCGAGCCCAGCACCUGA